UGCUAGGGGUGGAACGCAAACCAGCGGUGAGACGCACACGUGAUCCGCGAAGAGGCGCCGCGGUCUCUGCGAACUUUUGGAUUGAGGGGAGAGGCGGCCCAGGAAAAUGGCGCUGGCCUCCAGUCUCUUCCAGUGCGCCGAUCCGAAGAAGUGGCAGCAAGUUUCUGAUAUCUACUGGGAGGUGGUGAAGGCUGUGGGAGCCAAGAAGAAAGGAUUAGUAGACCUGGAUAGAUGGUUCCAGGAGGAGCUGCCGGGGGCCAUCUCUGCACAGCCUAAGAAAUACUUGAAGCAGGAGGAGCUGGUGAAGCUGAUGGAGUGGAAGCUGCUGAGGGGAAAGUUCCGUCCUCGUUUACAGCAGAUGGCGGCAUCCAACCCGGAGAGCACAGUAGAGAGCUGCACCAGGAAAGCCUUCCAGCAUCUCCCCAAUGUCUCUGCCGCUAUAGAAGAACUGUGCCAGCUAAAAGGCAUCGGGCCUGCCACCGCCUCCGCUGUCCUGUGUGCUGGGGCCCCGGAAUCUGCGGCGUUCAUGGCAGAUGAAGCGGUGGAGAGCGUGCCCGGUCUGAUGCCCAUCCAAUACAACCUGAAACAUUACCUGAAAUUUCUGGAGGAGAUUCGCAUGAAGACCGAGGCCUUGAACGCAGAAUCGGAGGAGAAGAAUUGGACCCCUCACCGGGUGGAGCUGUGCCUGUGGGCGUGGAAGGUCGGGCAGAAAAUGUGCCCCAAACUCCUGGAGAGCCUGGAAGAUGGAGACGAGAGACCGGUGAAAAAACGAAAGACAAAGUAGUGAUUGAUUAGAAGAGGCUUUUUUUUUUUUUUUUUUUUUUUACUGCACAAUAAAUCCCUGAAAUUACUAUUGCCUACGGAACUGAUUGGUUGAGUUUUUCUGCAGCUGUAAAAUGGCGCCCUCUGCUGAUUUAUAGGUGCAAUUAAAGAGACGUUGGUGAAGGUUUACUAAAACUAGUGCACACAGAAUCUGGUGCGGCUCUGCAUAGUAACCAGUGGCGGCUGGCGCUC
Molecule: messenger RNA, 1014 nt
Organism: Rana temporaria (common frog)
Lineage: Eukaryota; Metazoa; Chordata; Amphibia; Anura; Ranidae
Exons: 6
Coding region: 107-784 (225 amino acids)
Biological process (GO): DNA repair
Molecular function (GO): DNA binding; catalytic activity
Source: RefSeq, a predicted model, not a curated record